Chiloscyllium plagiosum (whitespotted bambooshark) is the source of this 3402-nucleotide messenger RNA. It is a transcript of the gene serpine1, whose product is annotated as serpin peptidase inhibitor, clade E (nexin, plasminogen activator inhibitor type 1), member 1. Gene Ontology annotation, biological process: negative regulation of endopeptidase activity; negative regulation of plasminogen activation; negative regulation of vascular wound healing. NCBI's taxonomy places the organism in Eukaryota, Metazoa, Chordata, Chondrichthyes, Orectolobiformes, Hemiscylliidae. The record is from RefSeq and is a predicted model, not a curated record. Gene Ontology annotation, molecular function: serine-type endopeptidase inhibitor activity.
CCGUCCUGAGGAACAUAAAAGGCAGAGGAGGGAGGAGAGGUGCAUAAGAGUUGUAAGCUGUACUGAAGCUCGAACAAAGUCUACUGUCGACAGAGACAGCGCCAACAGAGAACAGGACAAGACAGCACUGCACUGCCUGGUACUCCAGCCCAGAGAGACCGCCAUGACCAGCCGCCAAACCCUCCAGUUCCUGGUCACCUUCCUGCUUGCCGCCGCAGUCAACGUCUGCCAGGCCACAGCCGGACCCCCCGUCUCCAAGCUGGGCACCGAUUUCGGGAUCCGCCUGUUCCGGGAAGUGGCAGCAUCGGCCGGCGAGCGGAACGUGGUGCUCUCACCGUACGGUGCGACAGCCCUGAUGGGAAUGGCUCAGCUCGGAGCUGCUGGGAACACCCUCAAACAGCUUUGGAGCACCAUGGGAUACCAACUGAAAGACAAGGGUGUGCCGCUGGCCCUGAGACAUCUCCAGAAAGAUCUGACCGCCAAGAGCAACCGUGACAUUGUCUACUCGGCCAACAGUGUGUUCAUCCAGAGGAAUAUGCAGCUCCCAAAUGCCUACUUGAAAAAUUAUCGCCGGGCAUUCAACAGCUGGCCCAAACAGAUCUACUUCCAGGAUGCCGCCAUGGCUACCUACCUCAUCAACAAAUGGGUGGAAAUACAAACCAGAGGCAUGAUCCCCAAAUUUCUCCGCCCAGAUGUGCUUGACCCGGUUCUGACCCGCAUGGUUCUGAUCAACGCCGUCUACUUCAAGGGGCUCUGGAAGCUGCCAUUCCCUAUUGAGGCCACCCACCAGAGGGUAUUCUACAAGGAGGAUGGCACUAAGAUCCUAGUGCCCAUGAUGUCGCAGAGCGCCAAGCUGAAUGCCAGCGAGUUUGUGACCCCCAGCGGCGUGGACUACGACGUGAUCGAGCUGCCCUACCACGGCGAGACCCUCAGCAUGUACAUCGUGGCGCCCAUCUACAAGAAGGUGCCCCUGUCCGCCCUCACAGACAUCAUCACCGCCUCGCUGGUCGACGAGUGGGCGCAAAGCCUUGAGACCGUCAAGCGCCAACUCGUCCUGCCCAAAUUUUCCCUGGAAAGUGAGGUGGAUCUGAGGAAGCCACUGAUGGCCUUGGGAAUAACGGACAUCUUUAACGCAAGAAAGGCCGACUUCAGCAAGAUUAGCACAAGCGAGCAAUUGUUUGUGGCAAAGACUCUGCAGAAAGUCAAGGUUGAAGUCAACGAGAGUGGGACAAAGGCAUCGGCUGCCUCUGCUGCCAUCCUUUAUGAGCGCAUGGCGCCAUUCGAGGUUGUGAUCGACAGGCCCUUCCUCUUCUUAGUGCGGCACAACCCCACAGGCACCAUUCUCUUCUUGGGCCAAGUCAUGGAGCCGUAGAGCACGAUGCCAACUCUGAAAAGACAAUACUCAGGUAUCAUCUCUGUGGAAACCCACAUCGGAAGGUAGAAAAAAGAAACUGGAAUUAACUGAGAGAAAAAUGUACAAUGAGGGAAGGAAGAUUUUUUUUGGAAUCCGGGGAUGAUAUCAAUUUCGUGCCUGGACCUUGCUCUCAUUUAACCAGCUGUGACUUGAACUUCAGCCUUCAUUAGACGUCAUUUUCUAAUCCACGGUCACAUGAGUAAUCCCCAUUCAUUGCGAAGUCUCGCUGCAUCCAAUCACCAGCCACUCGGAACAUCUGAUGCCAUCUGAGUUUGUAAUGGCAUGCGUGCCUGGUUCCAGCAACGCAACCCUUCCUCCUCCUUCCUCUCCAUUGGUGCAUUGAAUUCUGACAUCUCCCCAACCAACUUCGCUCUGAGCAGAAAUACCCCAAAACCUUUGCCCUCGAUCACUGCGGCACUUGGACCAAUUGCUUGUCACCUUUAUCGCACAGACCCCCCACCUCAAGUUACUCUCCAGCCAAAGGGCACAAAGCAAGAUCCCACAUAACCAUUAACGAGCGAGUCAAGCGACUUGGGUUGAGGGGUAAACGUUGACCAAUGCACCACAUUGAAGACGAUGCUGAGUUCAGUCAGGAUGGAUACGGGAUGUUUUUGGUUUGAAUGAACUCCGUUACACCCUGAAUGGCCCACUUGCAUUUCUGCAGGAAGAGGUGUGUUGUGACAUCCCUAGACUAGCCCCCUCUUCUUCCACCCAGCCCCCCUCCCACCCCCCCCCCACCCCCCGCCUCUCUGUGGGAAAUAUGGCACUGGGGGAAUGUGAGGAGAUGCAAAAUUGCAUGUCACCACACCCUGUAACACAAAUUUGGGGACCAUUAAUGGACUGUCACACUCACCCCACCCCCUUUAAAUUCCAUUCCAUAUUCCCCUCCAUGUCAAUUUCCAAUUGUCAUCUGUCAGUUCCUACCCUGUGCCUAGACUCUAUGUUAAUAUCCGCAUCGUUGAGGGAGGAGAGGUUGAAAUGCUGGGGGACCAGCUAUCUGCUUGCUGACUGUGAAUGUGCAGGAUGUUUCCAUUCUUACUUACACAUAUAUCUGUAUACCAAAACUUGCACUGUUGCUUCACUUUGGAAAAUAUGAAACCUCAUCAUGUAGUUUGUAAUAUAUUUUCAGAUCUGUGUAAUUUAUUUCUUUUGACUUUAGAAAUUGUUUUGUAUUUAAAUAAAGAAAAAGCUCAAAGGUGGAGUGGGAGCAUUGAGGAACGAGUGAUAUUUUUAGUGGGGAUUUCAACCAUUCUGUUGUAUAUAGUGAGUGCAUUCUGCAAAUAUAGGAAUUGGAGGGAGGUCAUUCAGCCCUUUCUGGGGAACCUGCUCACAAAGGCACACUUUGUUAUGGACAUUGCCCUUAACAAACCUGGUAAGAAAUAUUAUGACGUACCUCUGGGGAAGGUGAGGCUUGAACCAAGGCCCAAAAGAAAAACAAAUUGCUGGAAAAACUCAGCACCUGUGGAGGGAAAUCAGAGUUCAUGUUUCGGAACCAUCUUCGGAGCUGCAUGAGGACAAGGGGACACUUGCUGUUAUUGAAAGGGAUGAAGACUCACUGUACGUGAAAUGUCAACUGAUUUCUCUCCACGGAUGCUGCCAACCUUGUUGAGUUUCUCCAGCAAUUUCUGUUCUUGUUUCUGAUACCCGGCAUCCGCAGUUCUUUCAGUGUUUAAAUUUGAAUCUUGGUUCGGAGGUAAGGACGCUACCUCAAGAGCACCUAUUUCAUGAUUUGGAGAUGCCGGUGUUGGACUUGUGUGAUUUUUAAACUUUGUACACCCAACACCAGGUUAUAGUCCAACAGGUUUACUCUGAAGCACUAGCUUUCAGAGUGCUACUCCACAACCACCUGAUGAAGGAGCAGCACUCGGAAAGAUAAUGCUUCCAAUACAACCUGUUGGACUAUAACCUAGUGUUGUGUGAUUUUUUUUUAACCUAUUUCACCAUUCAACUUGAGAGUGACUUCACAUCAUUCCAGUGCCUAUUCGAAC